Aedes aegypti (yellow fever mosquito) is the source of this 1420-nucleotide messenger RNA. It is a transcript of the gene Dph5, whose product is annotated as diphthine methyl ester synthase. Gene Ontology annotation, molecular function: diphthine synthase activity. The record is from RefSeq and is a predicted model, not a curated record. Gene Ontology annotation, biological process: protein histidyl modification to diphthamide. Bases 358 to 1278 code for a protein of 306 amino acids. The transcript is spliced from 2 exons. NCBI's taxonomy places the organism in Eukaryota, Metazoa, Arthropoda, Insecta, Diptera, Culicidae.
CCAACUGUCAAACCUCUCCACGCCCGCGUUUGACUCGGUGGCUCGCGAAAGCAAAACAAAGCACCGCGCGGUUUGUUGUUAUCGGAAAACACAAAAUAUCGUCUCAUCGCUCGCAUUUUUUGCACGUGCGCGCGGUUUCUUCCCGACAAAAAGGAAUCUGGAAUCACAAUCGGACACCAGUUGGUAUAGGACGUGGUCGUGCAUUUACCGUACAUAAAUUGCCACGCCAGCUGAUUCUUAGACAAAAGCAAUCAAUCGCCAGUCAGUAAUCGAUCGGGAUUCGAACGGGCAGUGAAACAGCUGAUUGGUAACUUUCUUCGCUCGAGGACAAAGGUUCAAACAAGGUAACGAAGCAAGAUGUUCUACGUGAUUGGACUCGGGCUGGGUGACCCCAAAGAUAUCACCGUUAAGGGGCUGGAGAUAGUGAAGCGGUGCGAGCGGGUCUAUCUGGAAUCGUACACCUCGAUAAUGACCUGCGGGCACGAAAAACUGGAGGAAUUCUACGGACGGCCCCUUAUUCUGGCGGAUCGUGAGCUGGUGGAGAGCGGUGCGGAUGACAUCCUCCAUAAUGCCCACACGGUCGAGGUGGCGUUUCUAGUAGUGGGAGAUCCGUUUGGCGCCACGACCCAUACCGAUCUGUUGCUGCGAGCCAAAGAGAAGAAAAUUCCCUACCAGGUGAUUCACAACGCGUCCAUCAUGAACGCUAUUGGCUGCUGUGGGCUGCAGUUGUACCAUUUCGGGGAAACGGUGUCCAUUCCGUACUGGGAUGGGGACUGGCAGCCGGAUAGUUUCUUCGAUAAGAUCAUCCUCAAUCUGGAACAUGGAUUGCACACGCUCUGUCUGUUGGACAUCCGGGUCAAGGAACCCACCCUGGCAUCGUUGACCAAGAAGAAGCGAGAAUACGAACCCCCGCGGUUCAUGAGCUGCAGCACUGCGUGUGACCAGUUGGCCCAACUAAUCCACAAGCGCAGGUUAAGUGGAGAGGCCAAGCAUCACUUGUUCAACGAUCGCAACGUGGUGAUCGGAUUGGCUCGAGUCGGUCACGAAACUCAGGAGAUCAAGGCCUGCACCCUGAAGGAAAUGAAGCAGACAGACCUCGGGGAACCGCUCCACUCGCUGAUCAUUCCGGCUGAGAUGCACCCGAUGGAGAUUGAGUUUCUGCAGCAGUUUGCCGACGAAGAUCUGAAGGAGCUGCAGAAGAGAGCCCGCCGCGAUGAGACCACGAGCAUUUUCAAGCUGGAAACGACACUGGACAGCACUAGCAAUUCAAACAACUAAGUCAAAUGAGGUGGUCCGGCCGAAGGUCCGACUUAAAGCUGCUUUCAAAGGGUAAUCUGUUUAUUUUUUAACGGAAUCAUAUUUUUCGGAGUGAUGCGCAUUGCGCUCAUCUUUUAUGCUGAUAUAUAUGUGUGAAAAGUUA